CAUGUUGGUAAACUAAACCUUUUUAUAUAUGGAAGGAAAAUCUAGACUCGGCACCAUACCUUCUGGUGAAAGCUGGUAAUUUAGCUGUGCUGUCAGACUGAGGUUAUGGAGGGGUGUCGAAUGUGGUCAGCCCAUUACUGCAUGUUCCUGUCGAGGCUAAAAUGAAUCAUCUGUGGACACUUUACUGUUUACCUUGGACGAGCGCAUCAGGACCUGAGUGUUUCAGUGUUUAGUGUGAAGUUGUCCACGGUGCCAUUUGGACUGUGUCUAUCGCCUCUAUCCCAACCGCUGCACCUAAUGUGUGAAAAUGAUCAUGCUCUCCGUUAGCACAAAUUAAUCCAUGAGUCUCAUUGUUAUAUAGAUUGACCUAAACCAGUUGAAGAACCUCAUAAUAGAUUUAUUGCUCAUCUGUGUGGUUUCCUCAAAAAGAAAAGGAAGUUUGUCAGCUUGUUUCACCUCACAGUGAAAAUCCCAUGUUGGUUCCACUCUGAGCUGGGUGCAAAGGGUGAGUGUGACGACUCGCACACUCCACAGUUCAUGAACAGUAUGUAAGCAGAGAAUGUAAAGAUUCCCAUAUUGUUCUCUCCUUGGAGUUCAUAUUUGUUUUAAUAUGUGGAUGCUAGUGGAGCCUGGCCAAACAUGGUUGUCUCUGGCUUGACCCGUCUAUCAACUCUGUUCCCUGCCAAAUCGCGUCCAAGAUACGUGCACACUGUCCUCAACGUCUUCUAAAUCAGUUCAUCAAAAAUGUUUUAAGAUGAGACUUUUUCUCAUUUUUCAAGCUUUCUGUACUGGAAUUUCUUUCUUUUUUAGGUUGCAUGGGAAUCGCUUCUUUUUGCUCAGUCUGCAGACAGUUUUGAGAGAGAGAGGAGACAAGGAGGAGCGAGGCGUGUCUGUGCUUCAUGGUAUAAUGAUGGAGUACCUUUAUUAGCAUGGUGAGAGUUUAUUUUUUCAACCUGUCCACCUCCCAGAUUUUCCUUCCAUGCUCUUUCUUUUCUCCUCAUUCACAAAAUGAACAUCUAAUACUAAGCACAAGGAUUUUUAGAAAAAGGAUUUAUUUGACAAAAAUUUUUUUUUUUUUGUCCUUUGGAAUUACGUUGAACUUUGUGAUAUUUUUUGUUGUUGUUUUGUUUUAUUGCCUCAAGGCUGGUAGAAACGUAGGACCUAAACCGAAGAGUAAAUGAGCAAAAAUCUAAUAAUGCAAGUUCAGAGCAUGUGGAUUGUGAUCAUUUGUGUGAGCGGCACAAUUUAUUGUGGGGAAACCGAAGAAUUAUCGCAUGACCUGAAUGCAAUCCUGGAAAUAAACUCUGAUGCACCUGAAAUAGAAAUGGCUACCAGUCAUCCAUCAGGGACUGAUUCAGGGGAAAGAGUUUUGGAUCAGCUUAUCACUGAAGUGCAGUCUCAACUGGAAUCAGAAAGAAAGACAGGUCAGAGGAAAGCUGGUCGUAAAAAGCUGGAGGUUGUCAGAGGAAGGAGAAGUGCUUGGGGGAGGAGGAGGCACGCUGCUACAGCAGAGGCCGCUGCGUAUCGAAUAGCCGGAUUAAGGCAACCUCUGAAAGGCUGGAGACAGAGUGCAAAGGGAGAGAUGGAAACCAGCCUCCUUAUGGCAACACUGAAGGAACUUUAUGUGGAAAAGAAACGACUGAUGGAUAAUGGAAAAACACAAGAGGAAGAGGAGGAGGAAGAAGAAGAAGAGGAGGAGGACAGCGAUGAGGAGGAGGAAGAUGAUGACGAUGAUGACGACGAGGAUGAUGAAGAAGAAGAGGAAGAGGAAGAAGAGGAGGAGGAGGAGGAGGAAGAAGAAGAAGAGGAGGAGGAGGAGGAAGAAGAAGAAGAAGAAGAGGAGGCGUCCACAGAGCCUCCUACUAAUCAAACAGAAACUCGGUACAACUCUACUGGACCUCCAGCUGAAUGCCAGACUGCAGACGCAGAGAUAAGCUGCAGGGGUGUCGGGAUGACUCACCUGCCAGUUUUCCAGAACCUGGGAGUGACAAAGCUUGACUUGGGAGAAAACAACAUCAGAAUCAUCAGUCCACAAAGUUUAUUUGGGCUGCGAAACCUGGGUGAACUGGAUCUGAGCCAGAACCAACUGGACGACGAGACGUUUGGCCAGAACUGCCUGCUUAACUUGACCUUUUUGAGAAAACUGGAUCUUGGCGACAACCAGAUCUCCAGAAUUCCAGCACUGCCAGCAUCUCUAGAGGAGCUCAAGAUUAAUAAGAACAAACUCACUGUUCUCACGGAUCAUUGCUUCCAAGGUGUGAAAAACCUGUUGAAGCUGGAGCUAAGGAUGAACACCCUUUAUGAAGCCAGCGUGUCACCUGCAGCUUUUCGACCUCUGCAGAAGCUCCUGGAGCUGCGGCUGGACAACAACCGCUUCCGGUCCCUCCCUCUGGGCCUUCCUUCGUCUCUUCAGGUGCUGAAAGUGAAUGGAAACCUGAUUGAAGAGGUGGCCGUUGAGGCCUUAAGGGACUGCAUUCAUCUGAAAGUGCUGGAUCUGAGUCAUAACUAUAUCCACGAUCAAAGCAUCAAUAGCAACUCCUGGACCCGUCUUAGAUCUCUGGAAGAGUUGGACCUGUCGCACAACCGCCUCACCUCCAUCCCUGUGAAUCUGCCUCGCUUCCUCCGUAAACUGAUCCUGCAGCACAACAGCAUACGUCACAUUCCUGCCUUCGCAUUCCGCCACAUGCGUGCUGGCCUGCAGUCCCUUCAUCUGUCCCACAACGAACUGAGCACCGAGGGUGUAGAGCGGCAUUCCUUCGUUGGAACCUACCGCUCCAUGCGCGAGCUCCUACUUGGCAGCAACAGACUGCAGGACAUUCCCAGAUGUGUCAGGCAGUUCAAGAACCUGCAGGUGCUGAGACUGGAAAACAACCAGAUCAGGCAGGUGGAGCAGUGGGCAGUGUGCCACCCUGGUAAUUCUGGCUUCACCUUGGUUUCUGUCCACCUGGAAUAUAAUCUCCUGGAAGAGGAGACGAUUCCCCCGGAGGCUUUCUCCUGUGUGACUGACACACAGGGACUGGUCCUGUAUCCACAGCAGGGCAAACGUACAUGAACUGACACAUAUGCUGUGCACAAGCACGACAAACAGCAAUACAGUUCUCUACAGCUUCUGUCAUUUCUGACAUCUUUAUAUUCACCAUGGUAUCAGAAAACAUUUACAACUUAAUUAGCUAAGUCAGUAAAUCCAUUUCUAAGUAGUAAAUGUAGUAUUUUGGCAUGCAAUAAAGAAAAUAUGAAACCUCA
Poeciliopsis prolifica (blackstripe livebearer) is the source of this 3243-nucleotide messenger RNA. Its product is annotated as extracellular matrix protein 2. Gene Ontology annotation, cellular component: extracellular matrix. The record is from RefSeq and is a predicted model, not a curated record. Bases 1178 to 3052 code for a protein of 624 amino acids. Gene Ontology annotation, molecular function: heparin binding; protein binding; collagen V binding. The transcript is spliced from 10 exons. Gene Ontology annotation, biological process: positive regulation of cell-substrate adhesion; extracellular matrix organization. NCBI's taxonomy places the organism in Eukaryota, Metazoa, Chordata, Actinopteri, Cyprinodontiformes, Poeciliidae.